AUGGAGCUGGGAGGGGCGUUCACCAUCUUCCUGGCUCUCUGCUUCUCCUGCCUGCUCAUCCUCAUUGCCUGGAAACGAGUCCAGAAGCCGGGGAGGCUGCCCCCAGGCCCCACUCCGAUUCCUUUCCUGGGGAACCUGCUGCAAGUCCGCACCGACGCCACCUUCCAGUCGUUCCUGAAGCUCAGGGAGAAAUAUGGCCCCGUGUUCACCGUGUACAUGGGCCCCCGGCCGGUGGUUAUCCUAUGUGGACACGAAGCAGUGAAGGAGGCCCUGGUGGACCGAGCCGACGAGUUCAGUGGCCGUGGAGAACUGGCUUCGGUGGAGCGGAAUUUUCAAGGUCAUGGUGUAGCUCUGGCCAACGGGGAGCGAUGGCGGAUUCUUCGCCGCUUCUCACUGACCAUCCUGCGCGACUUCGGCAUGGGGAAGCGCAGCAUCGAGGAGCGGAUCCAGGAGGAAGCUGGCUACUUGCUGGAGGAAUUCCGGAAGACCAAGGGUGCACCCAUCGACCCCACCUUCUUCCUGAGCCGCACCGUCUCCAACGUCAUCAGCUCCGUGGUGUUUGGAAGCCGCUUUGACUACGAGGACAAGCAGUUCCUGAGCCUGCUGAGGAUGAUCAACGAGAGCUUCAUUGAGAUGAGCACCCCUUGGGCGCAGCUGUACGACAUGUACUCGGGAGUCAUGCAGUAUUUGCCAGGAAGACACAACCGCAUCUACUACUUGAUAGAGGAGCUCAAGGACUUCAUUGCUGCCAGGGUCAAGGUCAAUGAAGCCUCCCUCGACCCUCAAAAUCCCCGGGACUUCAUUGACUGCUUCCUCAUCAAGAUGCACCAGGAUAAGAAUAAUCCCCACACAGAAUUCAACCUCAAGAACUUGGUCCUCACUACCCUCAACCUCUUCUUUGCUGGCACGGAAACAGUGAGCUCCACCCUGCGCUACGGAUUCUUGCUGAUAAUGAAGCACCCUGAAGUGCAAACCAAGAUCUACGAAGAGAUUAAUCAAGUGAUCGGCCCACACCGGAUCCCAAGUGUGGACGACCGCGUCAAGAUGCCCUUCACCGACGCCGUGAUCCACGAGAUCCAAAGGCUGACGGACAUCGUGCCCAUGGGCGUCCCUCACAACGUCAUCCGGGACACUCACUUCCGAGGCUACCUUCUGCCCAAGGGCACGGACGUGUUUCCCCUGCUGGGCUCGGUCCUCAAAGACCCCAAAUACUUCCGCCACCCAGACGACUUCUACCCCCAACACUUCCUGGACGAGCAGGGCCGCUUCAAGAAGAACGAAGCGUUUGUGCCGUUUUCCUCUGGAAAGCGCAUCUGCCUGGGCGAGGCCAUGGCCCGCAUGGAGCUCUUUCUCUACUUCACCUCCAUCCUCCAGAACUUCUCUCUGCACCCGCUGGUGCCGCCUGUCAACAUUGACAUCACUCCCAGGAUCUCGGGGUUUGGCAACAUCCCUCCGACCUAUGAGCUCUGCCUCAUCGCGCGCUGA
Messenger RNA from Lepus europaeus (European hare), 1485 nucleotides. RefSeq names its product cytochrome P450 2G1. Bases 1 to 1485 code for a protein of 494 amino acids. The record is from RefSeq and is a predicted model, not a curated record. Gene Ontology annotation, cellular component: cytoplasm; intracellular membrane-bounded organelle. The transcript has 9 exons. Gene Ontology annotation, molecular function: heme binding; iron ion binding; oxidoreductase activity, acting on paired donors, with incorporation or reduction of molecular oxygen, reduced flavin or flavoprotein as one donor, and incorporation of one atom of oxygen. Lineage: Eukaryota; Metazoa; Chordata; Mammalia; Lagomorpha; Leporidae. Gene Ontology annotation, biological process: xenobiotic metabolic process.